AUGACUCUGACUCGUGGUGGUGGUGGAUUGCCCGCUGGUCUUGCCUUGACCAAGCUCGUCUUAUGCUCGCUGUCUCGAUUACCUCUCCUCUAUGCCGCGCCGCUGACAUCCUCGGCCGUUGAGAAACUCGCUCAUGUUCCAAAGCCUCCAGAUGAGUUCAGUCUAUGGCUCUACCUCAGCAUUGCUGCGGCGCUCGUCCUCAGCGGCGGUGCCUUUGCCGGACUUACUAUCGCGCUGAUGGGCCAGGAUGAAAUCUAUCUCCAAGUUAUUCAGACGUCUGGCGAAGGAGCAGAGAGAAAACAAGCUGCAAAGGUCCUUGACCUGUUGAAAAAGGGAAAACAUUGGGUGCUUGUCACACUUUUACUGAGUAACGUCGUCGUGAAUGAAACACUUCCCAUCGUCUUGGAUCGGUCUCUCGGUGGUGGUUGGCCUGCUGUCGUCGGCAGUACCGCAUUGAUUGUCAUCUUCGGAGAAGUUGUCCCCCAGUCGAUCUGUGUGCGCUAUGGGCUGCCGAUUGGAGCUUGGAUGGCAUCCGCUGUCCUCUGCCUGAUGUACAUCACCUCUCCCCUCUCGUACCCUAUCGCAAAGCUUCUCGACAGACUCCUCGGUGAAGAUCAUGGGACUUUUUAUAAGAAAGCUGGAUUGAAGACCCUCGUUACGCUACACAAGAAUCUCGGCACAGCUGGUGACCAGCUGAACUCGGAUGAGGUUACUAUUAUCAGCGCCGUUCUGGACCUCAAGGAAAAAUCCGUUGGCAGCAUCAUGAUCCCAAUGGAAGACGUCUUUAUCAUGUCGGCCGACACUGUUCUCGACGAAAAAAUGAUGGACCUUAUCCUCUCCCAAGGAUACUCCCGCAUCCCAAUCCAUGCUCCAGAUAACCCCCAAAACUUUGUUGGCAUGCUUCUGGUCAAGAUGCUGAUCACAUAUGAUCCCGAAGAUUGCAAAAGAGUCCGAGACUUUGCCCUUGCCACCCUUCCAGAGACCAGAGCAGAAACAAGCUGUCUUGACAUUGUUAACUUUUUCCAAGAAGGCAAAGCUCAUAUGGUCCUAGUCUCCGAUUACCCGGGUGAAGAUCAUGGCUCUCUCGGCGUCGUUACACUCGAAGAUGUUAUUGAGGAGCUCAUUGGUGAAGAAAUUAUCGACGAAUCUGAUGUCUUUAUCGACGUUCACAAAGCAAUUCGCCGUAUGGCUCCAGCACCCAAAUUCAACUUUCCAAAAGGACAUUUCGUCGAAGUACCUCCCUCUGCUCACGAUAUCGGAGUAGAAACCCUCACUACCACCCGUACUACUGACAGCGAACAACAAAAUGAACAUACUCAACUAUCAAAAAACGCUACUCAUGUCGGUUCUCCUCCACCACCCACAUUUUACUUACGGCAAACACCCGUCGUCGACAAACCUGAUGGUUCUAGCAAACCAAUUAUCCAUAGAGGCGCCACGGCAGAGAUUAAAGAGCAACUCAAACAUCUCGGACCAUCAAACUUAGCAAGCCGUCCUCGCCAAACCCGUUACAAUGCGGUCAAAAUAAAACGAGGUGGAAUCUCACCUUCGAGGUCUUCCCAAGCUCUGAGCGCCCGCGACUCCUAUGAUUAUCAUCCACACUCAGACGUCCAACCAUCUGAAUCAGACAGUCUCUUGGUAAAAUCUACAAGUGAACGUGCAGUCAACCCCAGGGAGCCAACAUCAUAUGGUACUACAACAGACCAAUCUAACCGUCCACUUUAUCUACCUCAUUCCACUACGGAACCAAAUAUCAAACAAGGUGAUGCAUCAGUCCCUCGCACGUCAUCACCGUCUCAAAUACCGAACACAACAAAUACAACUACCGACUCACUGCCCACUAUACAUGGUCCUUCUCCAUCAUCCAAAAAUGGAACUCGUUCACCGAGUGCCAAUUCAGAUACACCAUCGUCAUCCACAAUAUUCCACCCUCGCGGCCCUACAAGAAGUGGCAGCAUAACCGAACAAGUCGUUGACAUCCACGGCAUCCGCAAAGUCGUCUUACAAACAAGCGACCGCAACCUCUCAGAAUGCGACAGUAAUCAAAGCGUUCGUCCCUCAUCCUCCUCUCAAACAAGUGAUACCAAGGAAUCUGCCGAUCUGGAACAUACCACCAGCGAGCAAUCGACUCAUCAAUCCAAUGGAUCAAAUAGUGCUUCUGGUAAAAAGAAGCGAAGACGCAAAAGAAAACCUACCGGAUCAUCAAAAUAUGACGAUCAGAAUGACGAAUCGCAACACCUUCUAGAUUAA
Molecule: messenger RNA, 2250 nt
Organism: Trichophyton benhamiae CBS 112371
Lineage: Eukaryota; Fungi; Ascomycota; Eurotiomycetes; Onygenales; Arthrodermataceae
Exons: 3
Coding region: 1-2250 (749 amino acids)
Biological process (GO): magnesium ion homeostasis
Cellular component (GO): intracellular membrane-bounded organelle
Source: RefSeq, a predicted model, not a curated record